UAACUCCACUAGUGACUUCAAUGUUCCUUCCGAAUUCAAUGAUAUACUUCCUCCAGAAUUCCAGGCACUUCCUAACUAUACACUUCACAAAUAUCCCCGCUUUCCGAUGACCAAGCUAGACGUAUUUUGUUUGAUUCGGGUUAUUCUCGGGCGGUCGUAGCUCGUAGAUCCUAUGACUCACACCAUUCCGUAUGUCAUCUAAUCUCUUACUUUUAUCUCUACAGACAUUCUUGAACCUCUGCGUUUCUGAUAUAAGUACAAGGCAAGUUUUCGUAGUACCCCAUCUCCCAAGCGUUCAUUCACACUCGCAAUGGCAAAGCUCACAUUCACUUUUGUCGCAUUAUCUCUCGCCGUCCUGGCACCCCUCGCCUCUGCUAUCGAUAUCCUCCUUUGUGAUGAUGCGUACUUCAACAACUGUGCAUGGAGGUACAAUGUCCCUACGGGCGAGUGCCUUAACACUGGUGCUAGUGCUGGCUGGGCUGGAUUUCACAACGAUGAUGUGAGCUCAUACCGUCAGGUGAACUCUGGCACCUGCGGGAAAUGCUAUUAUUUCGCCAAUGAGGAUUGUCACGGUCAAAUGUUCAACAACGGAGACUAUGAACAGAACUGGCUUGGUGCAAGUGGCAACAAUGACAAGCUCUCGUCGAUCUUUUGUUCUCAGGGUGCUUAAGGGUGCGGAGGAUCCGUUGAGCCUAGCAUCUUUGAUGAUCUACGAGAAUUAAUCGUUGAAUGUUAGACAUGUAUGCAAUCUUAUUUUAAUACGUUGUUCGACCAAGUAAGGAUGCGGCUAUCUUGUGGCGUCGGCAAGUUGUCAAGUUGUCGAUAGUAGUGGUAUCAAAUUGAAUAGUCAAGCUGAGCAUAAAGGUAGGCUAUAUUUACUGUUUAUUAUAGUCUACAUCCCGCUGCGAUAUCGAGAGGUACCCGUUGUUUGAUGAGUAGUACACCUUUCAAGUCGAUAUUCAUCAGUAUGUUGGCACUUGCAUUCUUAUCCACGUCGCCUGACUGAUGGUAAAUUCAUUCAUACAAUGGUCGCAUGAAUAGUCCAUGUAGUUAUCUAUUCCAAUGAUUAGCCGAAAGAAUACAUAAACAAAUUAAACGACUC
Molecule: messenger RNA, 1102 nt
Organism: Desarmillaria tabescens
Lineage: Eukaryota; Fungi; Basidiomycota; Agaricomycetes; Agaricales; Physalacriaceae
Exons: 3
Coding region: 311-670 (119 amino acids)
Source: RefSeq, a predicted model, not a curated record